Messenger RNA from Ziziphus jujuba (common jujube), 1690 nucleotides. Its product is annotated as monolignol oxidoreductase AtBBE-like 13. The transcript has a single exon. The coding region runs from base 30 to 1634 and encodes 534 amino acids. Gene Ontology annotation, molecular function: oxidoreductase activity; FAD binding. Lineage: Eukaryota; Viridiplantae; Streptophyta; Magnoliopsida; Rosales; Rhamnaceae. The record is from RefSeq and is a predicted model, not a curated record.
GAAGGAGAAAUCAAAUUAAACAGUUAGCAAUGUUUUGUUCAAAAUCUUCCUUAGCCUUUCUUUUUAUGGUCCUUCUCCAAUCAGAAAUAUCUUUGGCAAUUUCUACUGAUUCAACCCUUGACAAAUUUAUCACAUGUGCUCAAGUUCAUUCUAGUGUUACUAUUCCCAUCUCCAAAACAAUUUUCAACCCAAAAAACUCCUCAUAUACUUCUGUUCUACAAAACCCAGCAGUGAACCUCAGGUUUAUUGAGCCUUCAGUGCGAAAGCCUGAGUUUAUAUUCACACCUUUACACGAUGCUCAUGUCCAAGCUGCUGUAAUCUGUUCAAAACAGCUUGGAAUUCAAAUCAGAAUACGAAGUGGAGGGCAUGACUAUGAGGGCGUCUCUUACACAUCUGUAUUCGAAACCCGUUUCAUCGUUGUAGACAUUGGCAAUCUUCGAUCGAUCAUUGUUGAUAUCGAAAAAAGCAGUGCAUGGGUUCAGGCUGGCGCUACUAACGGUGAAGUUUACUACAGAAUUGCUGAGAAGAGCAAAAUCCAUGCCUACCCUGCUGGGGCGUGCACCAGUUUAGGUAUUGGUGGACAUAUAACUGGAGGAGGAUAUGGCUCGUUGCAUAGAAAAUAUGGCCUUGCAGCUGAUAAUGUCAUCGAUGCUCGAAUUGUGGACGCAAAUGGGAGGAUUCUUGAUCGAGAAGCCAUGGGAGAAGAUCUGUUUUGGGCAAUCAGAGGAGGAGGAGGAGCAAGUUUUGGAAUCAUUCUUUGGUGGAAGAUAAAACUUGUACCUGUACCAGAAACUGUGACCGUUUUUACGGUUACAAAGACAUUGGAAGAAGGUGCCACAAAGCUCCUCUACAGAUGGCAACAAGUUGCUGAUAAGGUUGACGAAGAUUUGCUCAUUAGAGUUCUCAUAUCCCCAUCGAAUGUCAGCAGCACUAGAACCAUCUCAACUACUUACGACGGUUUUUUUCUCGGAAAUUCUGAUAGACUCCUCCAAGUUAUACAAGAAAGCUUCCCCGAAUUGGGUGUGACGCGAAAAGAUUGUGUCGAAUUGGAUUGGAUUGGAUCGGUUAUGUACUUAUCAAAUAACCCAAGUGGGACUUCUGUUGAAUUUCUUCUUCAGAGAAAAUCAGUUUUCAGAACAUAUUUCAAAGCCAAAUCAGAUUUUGUGAGAGACCCUAUUCCUGAAGCUGCUCUGGAGGGAAUAUGGAAACUGUUGCUGGAAGAAGACAGUCCUGUCGUUCUUCUUUCUCCAUAUGGGGGGAAGAUGAGCAAGAUUUCAGAGUCGGAAACUCCAUUCCCCCACAGAAGUGGAACAAUCUUCAUAUUUGAGUACAUGACUGUAUGGACAGAUGGAGAAAAAGGUACCGAAAAGCACAAGGGGUGGAUUAGGAAGCUUUAUGGUUAUUUGACUCCGUAUGUUUCAAAGUUUCCAAGAGAAGCGUAUGUGAAUUAUAGAGAUUUUGAUUUGGGUGUGAACAAGAACAGCAACACAAGCUACAUUGAGGCCAGUGUUUGGGGAAAGAAGUAUUUCAAGAAUAACUUCGACAGAUUGGUGAAGGUGAAGACAGAAGUUGAUCCUGAUAACUUCUUCAGGCAUGAACAGAGCAUUCCACCUCUUCCAGUUUGGAAAAACUAAAAGCAAAAAGAUCGUUGACAAAUGGUUAAUGGAAUGCUCUAUUUUCUUUUGUUUAU